AUUCAGUUUAUAUUCAAUACGUGGGACUGUAUGUUUCUUGUGAUAUCUAUUGGCGGAAGGCAAAUACAAUAGCUGAUACUGGACAUAAUAUUUCUCAUGUUUGUGAACCAAAUUAUGUAUGUUUUUGGAAAUAUAAGCAUAUUGAGUGGACCGGUAAAUUCGACUGAUUAUAGAAAAUUAAUAUGUGUCUCGAAGGAUGAUGGCAGCGCCCUUGUGUGGAUCAACACAUUAAAUUACAAUACCAUUACAGAAAGCAGCAAACAGAUUUACAAUUCGAAUAAAUACAUUAAUAACGAAAUAGAUUGCAAAAUGAAUAGGAAAGAUGAAGAGUGCUUAAAGUCAUGGAGUAAACCGAAAUGGAGUUUCACAAGUUCUCUUGAAACGCCUAUGGGUCCGGUAUUUGAUGAACGAUGGGAAGACUUUAUGGAAUAUGAAAUUAAAAGAAAUGAAUAUCAUUUUAUAGAUUCAAAUACUUCUACAAUAGUAUUCUCGUUUUUAAGAUAUAAAUUUAUGCAGAUAUUAUUUUGUAAUAAUGGAGAAGAUUCCAUGCAUUAUUGCCAUCGGUUAAUAAUAACUGUAUUUGGUCGUGACAUAAUUUACACGAUAGAAACUUGCGAGGGAAAAUCUUACGAGGACUUAUUACAAACUUUAUCUCCUAAAUGCAAGCGCGCAACUAGCUAUGGAAGCAAUCACAAUUCUAAUUGGCAUACGAUUACAAUUAUAAGGAAUCCUAUGACUCAAAGUAUAUUCUUUUAUAACACUGAUGACGUCGAUAUGACAUAUGAAAACAUUAAUAAACAAAAUGAAACAAUGAAUUUUUUAUUUUCUACUACUUUUUACUAUCGUAUAUAUUUUGGAUCUAUAUUUUUUUCGGCUAAAUCCCAAAGUACAUCACUAGGAAAGAUACGAUUUCAUAUAUAUGACUUUCUGCAUACGACACUUAAGGAUGCAAUUUUAACGAGUCCAAUUUUUACAAUAUAUAAUCAAACAAUAUGUCUAGAAAUGUUAAUUGGCCUUUGCGCAGAAUGCGACGCAAAUAUAAUAUUACUUGAUUCUGCAAAUGAUAUAAUAUUGAAAAAUGUAACAAUAAAAGGUUUAACUGCGAAACAUGGCUUGCCUAUGUGGCAAUCUGUUCAAAUAAAGGAAAAUCUUACAACGGCAUAUUAUGUUAAUGUGUCAAUGCAAUUAAUUCCUAAGCUCAGUACAUUUACUUCUAAUCCAUUAUGGGCAAUAGCGAAUGUUCGUCAGUGUCCGCAAAAUGGAACUUUAAAAGCAGUUGUAUUACAUCAAAAAAUGGAUUUUUCGUACAUCAAAAAGAACGUACAAGAUUCGCCUAUAGAAUGUCAAAAAUUAUUUUACGAUGAACAAAUUUAUCUAUCUUCUUGGUCAAAUCUAACAAUAAAACCUGAAGAUUGUCCUCGAGGAAAAAUUGGACCGCAAUGCUUGAUUUCUUGCGAACAUGAUUUGCAAAUCAAUGCUGAUUGCGAAAAUAUUACAUUUUGUAACAAUAAUGGUUGCACAUGUCCGUUAGGUUAUUGGGACAUAUCUUGUCGUAGACGCCUAGAAAAACCAAACGUACCUAAGGUAAUUUUUGUGGACACGACAAGUAUAAUUGUAUUUCUUCCUACAACAUGGAAUUACACUAGUUAUUAUGAGGAGACAACAAUUUCUUAUUCUUUCGAAAUUAGAGAACUAGAUGAACCAGAAACUCAUUCCAUUGGACAAUCAAAAAAAGAAAUAUUUCAAAAUAGAAUACAGUUAAUAGGACACUUCAAAAAUUUAAAACCUUGUAUGGAAUAUGAAAUUCGGUGUACUUUAAGAAUUCCAGGCUAUAAAAAACAUAGUGAUUCGAUAACAGUUUGGACACAUUGCAUGGAAGAACCAAACGUACCUGAGGUUUUGUUUGUGAACAUGACAAGUAUAGUUGUAUUUCUUCUUACAACAUGGCAUUACACUAGUUAUUAUGAGAUGACAGCAAUUUCUUAUUUAUUCGAAUUUAGGGGACCAGAAACUCAUUUCUUUGGAGAACCAAAAAAAGAAAUAUUUCAAAAUACAACACAGUUAAUAGAACACUACGAAAAUUUAAAACCUUGUACAGAAUAUGAAAUUCGGUGUACUUCAAGAAUUUUAGGCUAUGAAAAACGUAGUGAUUCAAUAACAGUUUGGACAAAAUGCCUAGAAAAACCAAACGUACCUGAGAUUAUUUUUGUGAACACGACAAGUAUAGUUAUUGUAGUUCUUCCUACAACAUUGAAUUACACCAGUUAUUAUGAGGAGACAGCAAUUUCUUAUUCUUUCGAAAUUAGGGGACCAGAAACUCAUUCCAUUGGACAAUCAAAAAAAGAAAUAUUUCAAAAUACAACACAGUUAAUAGGACAGUUCGAAAAUUUAAAACCUUGUACAGACUAUGAAAUUUAUUGUACUUCAAGAAUUUUAGGCCAUGAAAAGCAUAGUGAUUCAAUAAAAGUUUGGACAGAAUGCCUAGAAAAACCAAACGUACCUGAGAUUAUUUUUGUGAACACGACAAGUAUAGUUAUUGUAGUUCUUCCUACAACAUUGAAUUACACCAGUUAUUAUGAGAAGACAGCAAUUUCUUAUUCUUUUGAAAUUAGGGGACCAGAAACUCAUUCCAUUGGACAAUCAAAAAAAGAAAUAUUUCAAAAUACAACACAGUUAAUAGGACACUUCGAAAAUUUAAAACCUUGUACAGGAUAUGAAAUUCGGUGUACUUCAAGAAUUCCAGGCCAUGAAAAACAUAGUGAUUCGAUAACAGUUUGGACACAUUGUGAUAAUAAGUCGACUACUAUAUUUAAAAUAUAUAACAUUUUUUGGUUCUUAUUACAUAUAUUGUGCUUUAUGUAUUUAAGUAAUUAAACAAAUCUAGUGUAAUUUUA
This is a messenger RNA of Nylanderia fulva, 2894 nucleotides long. RefSeq lists its product as uncharacterized. The record is from RefSeq and is a predicted model, not a curated record. Lineage: Eukaryota; Metazoa; Arthropoda; Insecta; Hymenoptera; Formicidae.